Dermatophagoides pteronyssinus (European house dust mite) is the source of this 6090-nucleotide messenger RNA. Its product is annotated as huntingtin-like. NCBI's taxonomy places the organism in Eukaryota, Metazoa, Arthropoda, Arachnida, Sarcoptiformes, Pyroglyphidae. Gene Ontology annotation, cellular component: nucleus; cytoplasm. The record is from RefSeq and is a predicted model, not a curated record.
UCUGAUUAUUCAAGGCGACAAGAUAAUAUUGUUGAUAAAAAAGAAUGUCUUAAACAAUGUGAUCAUCUUGGCAAUAUUCUAAUCUCGACUAGUUUUAGAAAUCAUCCGGAUUUCAAUAAAUUCUUAUCACAAUCUAUUGAACUUUUAUUUCAACUUUGCAAUAACGAUGAUAUAGAUGUUCAUAAUGUUGUUCAAGAAACAUUUGAUAAAAUUAUUGGCAAUCUUAUUGAAUUCAAUUCAAAUCGAUUAUUAAGUGAACUAUGUAAAGGUAUAACAAAAUUUUCAUCAAAUCGUUCACUACGUUUAUCAUUGACAAAAUUUGCCGAAAUAUGUCAUCGAAUUCGUCCGAACAAAUAUCGUGCAUUCACAAUGAAUUUAUAUUCAAGUUUUUUAACGAUAUUGAUCGAUUUUUGCAAAGAUGAACUUGUACAAGAAUCAUUAUAUACAGCUAUUUGUAAAAUUUAUCCAUUGCUUACACCAUAUGCAACCGAAAGAGAAAUAUUCGAUAUAAUGAAUGCCUAUCUUAUUAAUCUAUCAUCAUCAUCGAAUACAAUUCGAAGAUAUUCUUCAAUUUCGAUUGUCAUCCUAUGUGAUAGUGCAAGAAAAUCGGAUCAUUAUUUUAAUGUUGCUUUGAAUCAUGUUAGCAAUCUAAUAUCAACAUCGAUAAAAUCUAACAAUACAGAGAAUAAAGAUUAUCUACUUACUGGUAUAUUUAUGAUGGCAAAAUGUUCGUUUUCCAAAUUAAUCAAAUAUCUUGAUCCAAAUGAACAUCCAAAAUUAUUUGAUUCUUUAUUGAAAAAUUUAUCCUAUAUUUAUCAACAGAUGAUAUUGACAAUGAAACAUGCAACAAAUAAUAUUUUGAUUAUUGCUAUACUCGAAGCUUUAGCUGAAUUUUUCAAUGUAAUGCCUGAAAAAAUUUUUCAAAUGUUUACAGAUUUAUGUGAAGAAGAAAUGGAAUUCAAACAUAUAAGUUCAUUUCGAUCAUCAGUAAUGAAAAGUGUUAAUAAUGAUUCAUUGGUAAAUCUGGAAAAUCUUAAUGAUGAAUUUGAAGAUGAUACAUUUGAAAAAGCGGGUAUUUAUUUUAGUAAUGCAGGAUCUACCGUAGAUUUAUAUGAUGAUGUUUCGGAAGCAAGUGAAAAUAUGUUUUCCAAUUCUUUAAUUGAAAAUACUGGAUCAAUGAUUUUUGAUCAUGAAAGUGAAAUUGAUACCAAAUCGAUUGGAAAUAAAACACCUGAAUUUGAUUUAUCAUCCGAAGCAUCAUCAUUAAAUACAACAAGCCAUAAAUGUUUAAAUUCACCAUUCGAUAUAUCAUCAUCGUUUGAUUUGAUUAUUACUGAAAAUCAAUUCAAUUCAAUUGAUUUGGAUGAUUAUAAUCUUGGUCCAUUAUUUUCAUUUGAACAUGUUGGAAAACUAAUUUGUCUAAAAUAUCUACUCAAAGGACAAUCAGGUCAAUUAAUGACCGAUACAGAAGUUCGUGUAGCAAUUAAAAGUUUAUCAUUAUCUUGUUUAACAUCAAUUGUUCAACAUUGUCCAAAAAUUUUAUUGGAUAAAAUUGUACAUAAAAAAACUUCACAACAAUUAAUCAAUGAUAUAUUAUUAUAUUCAACACAUUCAGAUCCAAAUAUACGUGGACAUAUAGCAAUGAUUAUUGGAAAAUAUUUGCAACACAAUAAUAAUAAUAAUGAUGAGCUUUCACUUGAUUCACUUUUAAAUUUAUUGGAAAAAUUUCUAUUGGAUUCAUCAUCAAUUACAAUUCGUCAGGUAUUGAUUAGUUUACAACAAUUUCUACCAAUAUUAAUCGAACAUAAUGAAAUUAAUAUUAUACAAAUAUUCAAUCUAAUACAUCAGUUAAUUUGUUUGAAAGAUAAUUCAUAUUGGUUGAUCAAAAUUGAAUUGAUCACUUUAUUUGCCAAAAUUUCCAUUCCAUAUUUGAAACAUAUGGAAUUUAUACUUAAAUCAAACGCUGAUGAAUGGAAAUUAUUAAAAAUUCCAAAUCAUCAUCUAAAACAUGUUCCAAUUACAAAAUUAAUUUUGGAAGAAAUACUUUUUCAUUUUAUAUUCGAUUCUGAUUAUCGUGUACGACAAGCAACAUUAAAUUUACUACCAAAUUUUAUUGAUAAUAUUUGCCUAAAUAAUUAUGUCUUCCAAAAUGAUUGUAUCAAUUUAUUGAAGAAAUUUUUCUACAAAUUACGUCAACAUUAUCAUUGUAAACAAACAUUAACAAUUUGUUUAAAUUCAUUAUGUACAUUAUCAAGAUUAUAUCCACCAAAUAAACAUUCAAAUGGUUGGCUUAUCGAAUCAAAUGAUGAUCAAUCAAAACAUAAUUCAGUUGAAAUGAUUAUGUUACUUAUUGAAAUUUUAACAAAAAAUCCAAUGAUACUUAAUGAUUUAUCCAUACAACAAAAUCUUGCCGAAUUAAUUAUGAAUCUAAUCGAAGGUGUUUGUAUUAACUAUUUUCAUCAGCUACAAAAUCAUCAUUCAAAUAAAAUACAUAUUGAAUCAACAAAUUAUCUUCAUCAAAUGAUUUCCAUUGAAUUUGCUCAAUGUAUUGAAACAUUUUUUCUUUAUUUAUAUAAAAUUAUUGUUAUUUAUAGUGCAAUUAAUGAAGAUAAUCCAUUAAUAUUUACAACAUUUAUUCAUAAUCUUUAUACACGUAGAGAAUCAAUAUCGGCAAUAAUACGAAAACAUUCUACAAGUUUUUUCGAUAUGAAUAAAGAUAAACAUCGUAAAGAACCAUCAGCAGCUAUAUCAUCAUCAUCACCAUUUAGUGGAACAAAAGCAUCACGUCGUCGUGAAGCUUUGGCAUUUGAUUCAAUAUCAUUUCGAUUGUUUGAAAUUCUUAAAAAUCAUCGUAACCAUCACCACCACCACCAUCAUCAUCAUCGUAAAUCAGCGACAAUAUCGGCACGUACAACAAGUGAUAAAUCAUCACAUCUAAAUACAAUGUUAAUAAUAUUUUCAAAAUUAUUAGAAUUUACAAGUUCAUCAUUUUUAUGUAAUCAUUUAGAAGAUAUACUUAUCUAUUUGAAAAUGAUAUUCUAUAUGAAUCCAUCGGCUACAAUCAAAACAAUUAAUCAACUAAUGAAAUGUAUAUUUGAAAUUAAUUAUAUUUCAUUGUUUAUGGAAAUAUUUAAUCAUAAUGAUAGUUUUCGUAAUGUUCAUCAUUCGCAUCAUUAUCGUCGUAGUCGUGGUCGUCGAAAUACCAAAUCAAAAUCAUUAUCAAUCGAAUUGAAUAGUUUAUAUAAUAUUUGUUUUGUUAUUCCAUAUAUGAAAUAUAAUGAUUUUCAAUCGAUUGGUGGUAAUGUUGUUGAUCAUUCUUCAUCAACAACAAUAUCAUCAUCAACAACUUUACCAUCAAUAUCAUAUCUAAAUUGGUUAAGAAAAUGGAUUGAAUAUAAAUAUAUAAAAAUAAUGAAUUCCGAUGUAACACGUGGAAUUUCAAUUGGGAAAAAUUCUGAUUUUUGUUUGAAAAAAUUUCUAACAACAAAAAUUCAAUGUUUUGAACCAUUAGUUAUACAAUCAAUGAAACAUUAUGCAUUCAGUAAUGAUAUAAAAUUUCAAUCAAUCAUAUUAGAUUUAUUUGUACAAUUAAUACAAUUUCAUAUAAAUUAUUCAUUACUUGAUUCGGAAAAUUUUUUCAUCAGUUUUAUUAUGAAACAAUUUGAACAAUUGGAAAUGAUUUAUGAUUCCGGUCCAUACGAAUUAUUAAUGAAACAUGUAUUUCAUUUUUUAGCAACACUUUCAGCUGAACAUUAUAUUAAUGAUGAUUUGGUUAGCAUACCAAAAAUUAUACAAUUAUGUGAUAAUUUAAUUGCUAAUGGUCAUCAAUGUUUAGCUAUCGAUGGUCUACAUAUACUUAUUGAACAUAUUUUUAAUUUAGAUUUUUCAUCAUCAUCAUCCAAAUUAUCAAAUAAUUCAAAUCUAACAACAUUAAUUAAUGAUGAACUUUUUAUGGCUAUUGAAACACAAAAAGAAGUUAUUGUUGCUUAUUGUUUUAAAUUAAUCAAUCAAAAAGGUACAUUCAAAUUAUUAACAUUAAUAUUACAACAUUAUAAACAUUGUGAUCCAAUCAAAUGGAAUGAUCUUUCACAACAAAUUUUAGAUAUUAUUAUUGGAAAAUUAUUAACAAAUCAUAUACGAAUCGAUUCACAAGAAUAUUUUAAUUCAUUACAAUCAUUAUUGGCUACAUUAUCAUUAUCAUCAUCAUCACAAUCAUUAUUGGAGAUUAUGUUCAAUGAAUAUCGAUCAUAUCAAAAUUCACAAAUUCUAUUCAAACAUUGGUUACCAAAAAUCUUAAUGUAUUUGAAAAUAAUAUUAAUGGAUAUGAAUGAAACAACUAUUAUGAAAGAAAUUGAUUAUAUUAAAAUGAAAAUGAAUAUAAUUAUAUUGAAUCCUGUUAAUAAUUGUACAGGUGAUUGUUUGGAAAAAAUCGAUUCUGAAGAUAUUUUUGCUUAUUUUCUAUUAAAUCUUUUACAGAAAAUUAUUAUGGAAAUUGAUUCAGAUAUUUCAAAUGGAAAUUAUUAUUAUUUAAUUUCAAAUAAUAAUAAUAAUAUUGUUGUUAAUGAUCAUAAAUUAAUUGUAACAUUUUAUCGUCAUUAUCAUAUGAUUUUAGUUUCAUUAUUUCAAUCGGGUUUUUAUCCAAGAUUAACUAGAUCUGCUACAUUAUUAAUAAGACAACAACCAAAAUCAGAAUAUCUAUCAUUGAAUAAUGAAACAUUUAAUCUACGUAUGGUUAAUGAAAUUUUUCUAAAAAUUACAAAAUUCUAUCCAUUUAUUACAAUUUCAUGGUUGAAUUUUCUAUACAUACUUAACUAUGAUAGAUUGGCAAAAAUACUAUCCAAAUGUAUUGAAAGAAAUAAAAUUAACAUCUUUUCCAAUGGGAAUAAUAUGAAAUCAAAGCAAACAACAACAACAAUAACGACGACGACAACGAUGACAAAAACAAAAAUAAUCAACUGGGAAAUCUUGAAAAGAUGUUCAUUAAUAUUACUAUGUGAUUAUUUAUCCGAAAAUCUUGAAAAUGUUGAAUUUUUAUCUUGGUUUAUAAUAAAUUAUUUACAUGAAAUAAUUGAACAUUGUCAUGAAAUGCCAAUCAAAGAAUUUAUAAAUACAAUACAUCGUAAACCAGUAUCAAGUGGUUUAUUAUUACAAGUAAUAAGUUCAAAAUGUGAUGAACUUUUUAAUACAAAUAAUGAUAGUCCAUUAAUGGUACAGAAAAUUCUUUAUUGUUUAGAACGUUCACAUAAUCGACAAAAUAUUGCAUUAAUAAUGUUUCUUAUUGAACGUUAUAUUUGUAAUAUACGAUUAUCAUUAUAUUAUAAAUGUUGUAAAUAUGCUGAAACAAUUAUUAUUGAUCGUUUGAAUUUAAUUUAUGAUUAUAAAUCAAGAAAAUCAACUAAAAAACAACAACAACAACAACAAUUAUUAUUUAGUUUUGAUGAUUUUAAUAAUCUAUUAAAAAUUGUCAAACAUACAUCAUAUAAUAAAUUAUAUUUUACAUUAAAAAUGAUACGUGUAAGAUUCUAUGAUACAAUCAAUGAUAAUAAUUCAAAUUCAACUAAUCAACAACAACAGCAACGUUUUGCAAGAAAAAAACGUCAUCAUCAUAAAGAUAUAAAAGAUCCAUUAAGAUUGAAACGUAUUGCCGUUCCGGAUAUGGAUAAAAAUUGGUUUAAAAUAUUGAUUGGUAAUCAAUUAUCACAACGACGACAACCGAUCAAUAUAACGAAUAUAAUGACAUCAUUGGAACGUCUUACAAAUAAUGAUAUUAUUGAUUUAAUAUUUUCAUCAAAAUUUUCAUUUGAAAAUUUUAUUAUUAUUUUGAAAUUGAUUGUUGAAAAACAUCAACAAGAUAGCCAACAACAAGGUAUUGUUGUUGUUGGCAGUGCUACAAAACAACAUAAACAACAACAACAACAACAAUCACUUGAUGCAAAAGAAAUGGCCAAAUUUAUUGUACCAAUUUAUUGCCGAUUUUUACAAUCGAUUCUUGAAAGAUUUCCAUUGAUUCAUUUAUUUAAUAUGAACAACAACAAUGUUGAUGGUGAUGAUAAUAAUGUUCGAAAAAUCGAUUUGAAUGAUAUUCGAUAG